This is a messenger RNA of Eucalyptus grandis, 996 nucleotides long. Its product is annotated as anthocyanidin 3-O-glucosyltransferase 5-like. The coding region runs from base 42 to 911 and encodes 289 amino acids. NCBI's taxonomy places the organism in Eukaryota, Viridiplantae, Streptophyta, Magnoliopsida, Myrtales, Myrtaceae. The record is from RefSeq and is a predicted model, not a curated record. The transcript is spliced from 2 exons. Gene Ontology annotation, molecular function: UDP-glycosyltransferase activity.
AGGAGUACCGGUGGUUCCUGUACCACGUCAGCCGGUUCCCAAUGGCGGCCGGGAUCUUCCUGAACACAUGGGAGGGCCUUGAGUCGGGUUUGCUCCGGGUGCUGAGGGAGGAGUCCUUUUAUAGGCAGGUGCCGGCCCAGCAGAUCCACGCGAUCGGGCCUCUCGUGCAUGAGGACGGCGAUGCGGAGGGGCUGCGCUCUACAGACAUCGAGUGCUUCGCGUGGCUGGACAGGCAACCGGAAGAGUCGGUCGUGUUGGUAUCGCUUGGGAGCGGCGGGACGCUGACGACGGAGCAGCAGGUGGAAAUGGCCUGGGGUCUGGAGCUGAGCCAGCAGAGGUUCUUGUGGAUCGUCCGGAAGCCCACGGAUGCCUCCGCCUCGGCUGCGUUUUUCAAUGUUGGGAGGGACGAGGAAAACGAUCCGACCAAGUAUCUACCGCAAGGUUUCCAGGAGAAGACUCGAGAGGUAGGCAUGGUGGUGUCCUCUUGGGCUGCCCAGGUGGCCAUACUGAGCCACCCCUCCAUCGGAGCAUUCCUAUCGCACUGCGGCUGGAACUCAUCCGUCGAGAGCUUGGCCAAAGGUGUGCCGAUAAUAGCUUGGCCGCUCUACGCGGAGCAGAGGACGAACGCAGCGAUGCUGGUAGAAGACAUCGGGGUGGCCAUUAGGCCGUCGGUCGAGGAGGGGAGGAAGGUGGUGGGGAGGAAGGAGAUCGAGAGGGUGGUGAGGGCCGUGGUGAGCGGUGAAGAAGGGAAGAGAAUGAGACGUAGGGCUCGAGAGAUUAGAGAUAGCUCGAUCGAGAGCUUGAACCAGGGGAGCGGGUCGUCUCAUGCAUCGCUCGCUGUCGUGUGUGAAGAUUGGAAGACGAAGUCCAGGGGAUGCGAGGAAGAGCUCAGUGCGGAUCCUGCUUCGUAGGUCGCGAUUGUGUUCUUUCAUGAGGAUAUACAGCCAGAAAUGGAGCUCAUAACUUUGGAUGUCAAGCCUUCAGCGAUAAAAUCGU